AUAUUCUGCAUCGGAUUAGCCUGGCACAUCUUGGAUUAACGUGCUGAUGCAAAUCACUACACUGAGUGAAAGCCCCCUGGGACGCAACGCCGCUGACACGGCUUCUGUGCUUCAAAUUAGAACGAGAUAGUGUCUCGCGUAUGUCGUAGGCUUCAAGCUCAAUUUUCAGCGGGAAUCACUUGUGUUGCUGUGGGUACAGGCGGCGCUGCACCCAUCAUAAGCAGCAGCCGUCGGUUAGUAAAGCGCUGCGAGCAUGUCAUCCGAUAAGGAAUGGAUGUUCUGCCCCAAAUCGGGCUACCUCCUCAGCCUGGACCCGCAGCGACAAGUCGCUGCAUGCCAAGUCUCCGGCUACGAGCGUAGCCUCGCAGAGCUUUCUGCUGUCAAGGUUGUUCUCCGAACCGAUAUGGAGGACUACCGCCGCCGCUUUGCCUUGGAGCCGCUGGUCAAGAGCGUGGAGGACGAGGAGCUCCUCAAAGGCCGGAAGAGGGCCACGGUGGAUGAGCCAUGUCCCAAGUGCCAGCACCGGCCGAUGGAGUACUACACGAUGCAGCUGCGCUCCGCGGAUGAGGGACAGACCGUGUUUUACGAGUGCCGGAAAUGCGGCUACAAGUACUCACAGAACACCUGAGCGCGCACACGCACUCGGCCAGGUGGUGCGCUCGCGGACCAUGCGGUUGACUUCUGGGACUCUGAUACGGAGUUAUGGAGCACGCUUAUGGCCGUGCAUGUCCGGGAAUCGCCCGGCCUUGGCGCACAGUGCGCAUAGGCUCGUUGGGCUGCUUGGCUCGCUCGCCGAGCUUAAGCUAGGAAGUCAUGCGUAUGCAUGAACGUAAGGAAUAACGUGUCAGGCACAUUAAGGAUUUUAUGAACGAUUGGCUUUGGAGCUCUCUUUCUACGCCUGCUCGGUUAUGUUAUUACCGCUGCGCUCGCGUGUGGCGCGUGCGGGCUUGUUAUUUAAGAUAUUGUUUUACUUGCAUCAAGGAAAUUAAAUUAUUAUAAAUUU
Volvox carteri f. nagariensis is the source of this 1003-nucleotide messenger RNA. RefSeq lists its product as uncharacterized. Gene Ontology annotation, molecular function: zinc ion binding; nucleic acid binding; DNA-directed RNA polymerase activity. The transcript is spliced from 4 exons. Lineage: Eukaryota; Viridiplantae; Chlorophyta; Chlorophyceae; Chlamydomonadales; Volvocaceae. The record is from RefSeq and is a predicted model, not a curated record. Gene Ontology annotation, biological process: termination of RNA polymerase I transcription; DNA-templated transcription. Bases 254 to 628 code for a protein of 124 amino acids. Gene Ontology annotation, cellular component: RNA polymerase I complex.